AUGUAUUUUACAGCCAGAUUAUCUGAAAUGGAGUCAAGUGCUAGCACUGCAGAUAAAGUCUCGAAGCUCCACAGCGAGAUAGCAAAUAUGAAAAGGGACUAUGAUAACUGGUCGAACAUUCUGGAAAAGAGCCAUUUAAAAGAACAAAACCAGAUUAAGCUUUGGGAAAAGGCUAUGGAAAAAGUUCAAGAAACGGUGAAAGACAACAGGGCCGAGACUACUUUUGAUGUUAGGAAUGACGAAAAUGAAAUUUUUUUGACUAUCGCGUACACGCCCACCCAAUCGAAGUGCAUAAAAAUAAAAAACAACUGCCACCUGAAGAGCUUUACAUUGCCCGAGGCCUUGGAGUGGAUUCAAACGAAUAUAGCAGGCCUAGAAGGAUCAAUAAAGAAAAUCGUCCUUGAUCAGAAUUAUGUGAGUUGUCAACAAGAAAAACUCUACUGGACGCAAAAAUAUUUAAGCAAAGGGGAGAAGGCACUACCUCAAGUCGCAGUGGGAACUGAGGAACAGACCGAAGUGAAUGGUGAUUUGGUAAAGACACCUAAUAACCUUACGGAACUCGUGAAUCCUAGUGAACCGGACUUAAAUGCAUUUAUGGUGACAGCAGAAGAGGACACUGCUUUAAUAAAUAAUUUGAAAGAUGAAGUUCUUGGUAUGCUAAGUAAACUUAUGAGCCUCAAUUCUGAAGUCUUGUCGAUGAUAGUCGAUUUGAAGGAUAUAAGAAAUAUUGAAGUCAGAUUGCUUGAAUAUAAUGAAAAUAAAACCGGUGGCACUAAAAAUGGGGUAGCUGAAAAGCAAUCUGACCUUAGCAAAUUAAGUGACGACUUUUCGGGUCAAGUUAACUCGAGCGAAAGUAUUACAAAAAAAAUCGAAUCGAAUGCAAAUUAUAGCGGUGAAAAUAACUAUAGGGAGAAUUAUUGCCUUCAUUUAAAUUUUUUUAUAAAUCCUGCCAAUAAAGUCACCAUUUCUAGUAUAGAUUUUGAGAGAAAAGAAAACACAUUAGAGGCUGAAGAAGAAACAUCUGGAACACAACCUAUUGAAAUCCGUACAGAAAAUGAGUCAGAUGGCUCAAAACUCAAUUCAGAGCAAAAUUCCAAUAGUACUCAACAUGGAUUCCGGUUUCCGAAAGAUUUAAAUGGGACCCAAUCAUUAGAGUGUGAUUUGAAGGAUUGUCUAGAUCAAUACAUGAGUGGUGGUAUGAAAACUUUGAGCGGCCAAAAGGAAUCUGCACCAGAAAAAAUUAUGAAACAUAAUGAAUCCUCUGAAGGGAUGUGCACGUCAAAAUGUGAAAAUGACUUGGUUUCCUGUCCUCCUAUUAAUGAUAUUUUAUUUGACUCUACAGAAGAAGAUAAUACAACUGGUGGCGAUCCCACUAAUAUUAAUCUGAACGCAAAUCAUUCAAAUGGUGAUUAUAAUCUUUCCUAUUCUAAAUCUGAAAAUCUGAACGAUAAUGCAGGGGAUACAAUUAUAAAUGAUGAGUCCUUAUAUAAGCUUCCUGACGUUUUACGAGACUAUAAUUUUGAAAACACCGUGAAUGAGAAAAACUAUACAGAAAGUCCAUCAAAGAGUAUUUCUAAAAAAGGAAAUAGUAGUACCAUUAAAAUAGAAAUUGAGUCCGGAACAGAAAGAAAAAAUUCAUAUAUUUCAGAUACACCUUUCGCGAUGGUUACAAUCCACCUGUGCAAUGAUGUUAAAAAUUCCGAGGAUUCUUUUGAUUUAGCUGUGACUGAUGAUAUGAAAUCUAUAAUAACCAAAAAUAAAACCUAUUCGGGGCAAAAUAUGAAAUAAUAUAAUGAGCAUUUCGUUACGGAAGUUGAAGUCAAUAUGUUUAUAUUCUUUAUAAAUUUAUAAUUUUGUAAAAUACCCAUAAUGAUGCUUUAUAUAAUAUUGUAAAUUAUAACACAAACUAAUAUUUCUUGA
This is a messenger RNA of Drosophila simulans, 1920 nucleotides long. Its product is annotated as reticulocyte-binding protein PFD0110w. NCBI's taxonomy places the organism in Eukaryota, Metazoa, Arthropoda, Insecta, Diptera, Drosophilidae. The coding region runs from base 1 to 1788 and encodes 595 amino acids. The record is from RefSeq and is a predicted model, not a curated record. The transcript has a single exon.